AUAUAUAUAUAUAUAUAUAUAUACAGACUACUUGUAUAUAAAAAAGAAAAAAACAGCCCAUCUGUACUACCACGACAAAAAGGAAACAAGAUGUCUGUAUCUGUUGCCCUGAAGAAUGUCUGUCAAGGAAUUGGUGAGGCACCUCACUGGGUGGAAAGUACUAAAUCAUUGCUGUUUGUUGAUGAAGAAUUUGGAGGCCUCCACAAGUGGAACAGCAUUGAUAACACACAUACCAAGUUUAAUGCUGAUAAAAAUGUCAGCUUCAUCAUACCUCGUGAAUCUGGUGGUUAUGUCGUAUCAUAUAAGACCCAUCUCGCUGAUUUUGACUGGGAGAGUCGACAGGUGAAACCAUUCCUUGAUGUGGAACCAGAUAAACCAGGAAACGACUUCAAUGAUGGCAAAUGUGACAGUUAUGGCAGGCUUGUGGCAGGUACCAUGAAAGCAGUUACAGGCACAUCUAAAAUGGAUGGAGCUGGACAGCUAUAUCGGAUUGAUAAAGAUCUCUCAGUUAAAGCCAUCAAAGACAAGAUCAAUAUAUCUAAUGGCAUGACAUGGACAUCAGAUGACAAAACCAUGUUCUACACCCAUUCUCUUCCAAGAAAAGUGUUUUCUUAUGACUAUGAUAUUUCUACAGGAGAAAUCGCCAGAGAACAAGUGGUUAUCGAUUUUGAAGGCAAAGAACUCCAUGAAUUUGGGGUACCAGAUGGAAUGACAAUUGAUUUAAAUGACAAAAUAUGGUUGGCUUGUUAUUACAGUAGUCAAGUAUUCCAGAUUGACCCAGAAACAGGUAAAAUUCUGAGUUCAAUCAAGUUUCCUGUCAGUCGAGUCACUUCCUGUUGUUUCGGAGGUCCAAACUACGAUGAACUGUACGUGACAUCAAGGGCCAAUAACUUAACAGAAAAUCAGUUGCAAAAUGAAGAGAAACUUGCUGGAAGUGUGUUCAAGGUUACCGAAUUGGGGGCAAAGGGUAAAGCAGCUGCUGUCUUUCAGGGAUAGUCUACACCUCUCUCCAAGUAUAUAUGGUAACUGAAAGACCACAGAUAUUAUAAUAAUUAUGUUUUAUCACAGUUAUAUUUUAUAAAAUUA
Octopus sinensis (East Asian common octopus) is the source of this 1086-nucleotide messenger RNA. Its product is annotated as regucalcin-like. Gene Ontology annotation, biological process: L-ascorbic acid biosynthetic process. Gene Ontology annotation, molecular function: enzyme regulator activity; calcium ion binding; gluconolactonase activity. Lineage: Eukaryota; Metazoa; Mollusca; Cephalopoda; Octopoda; Octopodidae. Bases 91 to 996 code for a protein of 301 amino acids. The record is from RefSeq and is a predicted model, not a curated record. The transcript has 6 exons.